AUGCACGAGCUCGGAAAAGAUCCAGUCACUUGGAGUUUUGUGAAGCUCUUUGGUGCUCACGUGGGUCGCAAUUUGCUCGAGUUUGAAGGUCUUCCAGCAAGUCACGCAUGGCAGUGGAAAUCAGGUGGACUCGGGAGGUUGCGUCUAUUGACAAAGGCCCAAUGCAUUGGUGUUGUCGUUUCAAUUUUGUGGCGCACUGAUAGGGUGGAGAUACUAGUGGACGACGGCACUGCACUCAUUAAAGCGGUGUUGUGGGGGGAGAUUGCUCAUGGUAUAGUGGUGCUGGGGGACCUUGUACACGUGGAGGGAAAGCUCAAUAUGGACAAGAACUGGGAUGCUCUUGAACAGUCCCGCGAACUUCGAAUCCUUCGGAUCUCCAGAGUGGAAGAUUCGAACAAAGAGCUGUUGCACUGGAUUCAAGUCAUGGAGCUAGCUCAGACGUAUUACUCUGCUGCUAAUGGGUCUCAUGCGUUACAGGAUACAUCUAGCGAUGGUGUGAAAAGUAAGACGCACUGGGAGGAUAUUGCCGCUCAGGCUUUUUUCAGCCUGUGCAUCAGUCUCAGUAGUAAACAACAAUAUUUGAGUCGAACCACCCGCACUCGCCAUGAUGGGACGUUGCUGAAAACGCUCGAGUCGCUCCUUCUCCUGCAGAACACAAGUGGCACCGAAAAAGCGAUAAGUAUCACCUUUACCGACUGUAUUAGCUCCACUGGGUUUGGUGCGAUGGCUGAAGGACAUGGCACAGCGACCAACAAGAACCAAAGGAUUUGGGCACUGCAAUAUACUUUUCGUGAAUUGCGUCGCGCAGGGCUUUUGUACUUGGAAAAUGACGAAGCCGAUCGCCACGUUCUGUUAAGUUUUGAGGCAGCGUUGAAGCCAGCGCUUCUGCAACUUCUCCAAGAACACUCGCGAGGUCUUCCGAUUGCAGAAAUUGCAGACGCGAUACUAGCCCGAGAGCAAUUCAAAUGCAUUCCCCUGCAAUGGAUUGAGCGAAGUCUUGAACAUCUCCUUGCAUCUCAAGUAGUCGUUCAAAAAGAGGACUCGCAACUGUUUUUCAUUAACUAG
Molecule: messenger RNA, 1065 nt
Organism: Peronospora belbahrii
Lineage: Eukaryota; Oomycota; Peronosporomycetes; Peronosporales; Peronosporaceae
Source: the annotation of a GenBank genome assembly